Molecule: messenger RNA, 2177 nt
Organism: Gryllus bimaculatus (two-spotted cricket)
Lineage: Eukaryota; Metazoa; Arthropoda; Insecta; Orthoptera; Gryllidae
Source: the annotation of a GenBank genome assembly
AUGGGCGUCGCAACCAUCAAGGUGAAAUCGCAAGAAGAAAAAGCAGCAGCAGCAGCCCCAACAACAGCAGCAGGCGAAAGACGCCAACGACGGAGGCGGAAGGAAGCCGGCAAGCGCAAGAAGCGGAAGACGCCGCGGGCAGCGCGACGUCGCUGGCGUCGGCCUGGUCGAGAGCGCGCGCGCACGGGAGGAAGGAGAUCACGUCGAAGCUGGAGGGCGUGCUCACCUGCAAGGAGAGCAGUAGCGGCGCCGCGCGGCGGUGCGCCCCGGGCACAGCAGCAAGCAGCUCGAACCGGGAGCGGGCGGCGUCCGCGCGCGGCGCGGCCCGAGCGCAAAACGCUCGGAGCUGCUCCAUCGCCAGCCUGCGGCCCACGCACGCGCCGCCGCCUUCCCCGCCUGAGUCCCGCCCCCGCCCGCAAUACGCCGGGAGGACUUCCCCUCCUUGGGCUGCCCGCCGGCUUCUUGGCGCCCCGUCCUCCGCGCAGCUGCCGCCGCCUCCAACCGCCUUCCUCCGGGUUCGGCGCGGCCCCCGCCCCACCACACCACCUCCUCCACCCCACCACCAGUGCCGCCGCGCCGCGCCGCCGCCGCGGCCCGCCGCCGGGCUCAGCAGCGCUCACGCUCAACUCGGUUGCGCGCGCGCCCGCGCCGCCGCGGCGCACGGCCUCACCUUCACCAGCAGCAGCGGCCGCUCCUACCCCAUCCUGCCCCGCCCGCGCCCGCCGGCCGGCGCCCUCACCCCAGCCCCGCCCCCGCCCCCCCCCCGCGGCCGCCGCCGCCGCAGCCCGUCGGCCCCGCCGCGACGCCGAAGCGCCGCAACCAUGCGCUAUGUUGGCGCGCGUGCGCCGCGCCGUGCCCCUCGACGACUUCCUGCAGCUGUCGGCGCUGUACCGGCAGGGCGCGUUGCCCGCCGCCACCUUCCGCUCGCACUGCCGCCACCUCCUGGGCGAGGAGGCCUUCGCCGACGUCUUCCCGGAACUGCUGGCGCUGCUGCCGGACAUCGCCAAGCAGCAGGUGAGCAGCGGCUCGCGCUCCCCGCCGGAGUUAAUGGCUGCACAUGAAGAAGAGGAAGGGCCAGGCAGUUUACCUAUCCAAGUCUGUGCCUCAUGUGGACAGGUGCUUGCCUCAGGUGAUUUAAGACAUCAUCAGGCAUCACACCGCCUGGAGAACCACUUUGCUUCAACAACAUUGGACAAGGCCUCUACCACCGUAGCCAGUGCUUGGGACAGCCGCAAGUGACUGGUCUAUUGCUCACUGCCCAAGGCAAAUGUUGCCUGACCUGAGUUACCUUGAGCUAUUUUUGUAUCUUUGAUAAUGUGGAGGCCUGCUCAGUAAGUGACAUGUGAUUGUUCCACUGUCUUCACUGAGAAAAUGAUUGUUUCAGUGCCAGGGCUGGCACUGUAGAAGGGGAAACUGUGGUGUUACGUGUAAGCUUGUACAGCCAAUUAAACUUGUACAGUAUCCACUUUGUGUUUUGAUAUAAUCACAGAGCCAUAUUCCUGUCCUACCCUAAUUAACUUCCUUGUACCAAAGACCUACCAGAGCUUUACAGAUAAACAUUGCUAUCUUGGCAUACAUUUAAUACCCAAUUUUAAUCAAACAAUUUUUUCCUUGAGCUUGUUGCCUUCUUAGCAGGGGAUAUGUGUUAUAAUUUAAGAAACCUCUAUGUCUCAAUUUUUGCCAUGGAAUAUCGAGAUAUUGAGUAAAAUCACAUAAUCUCUUAAAAUGCUUGCAGUUCUUACUUUACACAGGAAGAUCUCUAAACAUCAAAAUGAAUUGCUUGAUUUGUCUCAAAAGAACAUAAUUACUGUACAAAUUAAAUAACGUAAAAGAACCUCAAGAAAAUCACAUGUGGUUGUAUAUUGCCUUGGCUAGUGCAAUGUGUGAAUAUUACCUUGAUAUUUCAACUAGACUUGUCUUACAAAAAAAUAUUUGAUGUUCUUGUUAUAUAUAAUGGUGCUACUAUUAACCCAGAAAUCAAGAUAAAUUAUGAUAAAUACUUGGAAUCAUGCUUUUGUGGUGAUGCAUAUUCUUCGGCAAUUUUGGAUCUAAAUAGCAGUUUAUGCUAUGGAAACCAUUUCCUGUAGGUACAAGUCUGGCUGGUAUAAUGUCCUGGAGAGGAAAGCAUGCUUUCUAAUGUAUUUCAUAUGUUAAUAAAUGCUACAAAUUUUAAUGUA